CCCAGCGCCAGCAGGCCUGCUUGGUCGAUCUUCGAUCCAAAGAUGAGGCGCGGCUGGAAGAUGGCUCUGUCCUGGGGGCUGCGGUGCUGCCGCCGAGUACUUUCCUGGGUGCCUGUGCUUGUUAUCGUCCUCGUUGUGCUUUGGUCCUACUAUGCCUAUGUCUUUGAACUCUGCCUGGUGACUGUUUUGAGCCCAGCAGAAAAAGUUAUCUACCUCAUAUUCUACCAUGCCAUCUUUGUGUUCUUUACCUGGACCUACUGGAAGUCUAUAUUUACACUUCCACAACAGCCAAACCAGAAGUUCCACUUGUCCUAUUCAGACAAAGAACGCUAUGAAAAUGAAGAAAGACCUGAGGUCCAGAAGCAGAUGCUCAUCGAUAUGGCCAAAAAGCUACCAGUUUACACAAGAACUGGGAGUGGAGCUGUUAGAUUCUGUGACCGGUGCCAUUUAAUCAAGCCAGAUCGCUGCCACCACUGCUCUGUCUGUGCCAUGUGUGUAUUAAAAAUGGACCAUCAUUGCCCUUGGGUUAAUAAUUGCAUUGGAUUUUCCAACUACAAAUUCUUUCUUCAGUUUUUAGCUUAUUCUGUUCUCUACUGCCUGUACAUUGCUACAACAGUCUUCAACUAUUUCAUCAAAUACUGGAGAGGGGAAUUGCCCAGUGUUCGCUCAAAGUUCCAUGUUCUUUUUCUCCUCUUUGUGGCCUGCAUGUUUUUUGUCAGCCUUGUGAUUCUCUUUGGUUACCAUUGUUGGCUUGUCAGCAGAAACAAAACCACCUUAGAGGCCUUCUGUACUCCAGUGUUUACAAGUGGCCCAGAGAAAAAUGGGUUCAACCUUGGCUUCAUCAAAAAUAUCCAGCAGGUGUUUGGAGAUAACAAGAAGUUCUGGUUAAUACCUAUUGGGUCUAGCCCUGGUGAUGGACACUCCUUCCCUAUGAGAUCUAUGAAUGAGUCACAGAACCCACUGCUAGCAAAUGAAGAGCCCUGGGAAGAAAAUGAGGAUGAAAUCCAAGAUUAUCCAGAAGUUUCAUCAUCUCUUGCUGUGGAAACAGAAACAUAGCAGUUUACACAUUUCCUGCUUCUCUCAGGACCCUCCAUCUCCCAUGAGGCUUACAGAAUUCAAUGUUGGGAACCAUUUUAAUCUUCAAAAUAAGUCACCAUUGUGGAUUGAAAGCUUCACAAUUUAAAAGCAUUCCAUCAAAUAUUUGCUGUGCAGAUAGAUGUUUCAAGACUUUACAAGCUAUUUAAUUUACUAACUGAACCCAUUGAUCUGGUAGCAAUUAAUUCAAGACAGUCUUCCUCUCUUUCUUCAUUUCCCCUCCCCAAUCUGUAAAAACCUGAAUGUAACAUAUAUACCUUCCCAGAGACUCUUGUUAUUUCUCUUGUUGGGUAAAGAGGAAUUCAAAAGACUUCCAUGGAGUCUUUCACUCCCCUGGAAAGACUGUUAAUUAUCUUUAUAGGGUCUUUGUGGUAUUGAGGGGAAUCAGAUAUGUUUGCUGCUUGUGUGCCUGUGCAUUUAUAAGCAUGCAUAUGUGCAGCAUAUUUACACAAAAUUCUGCUGUGUUAUGAAAAUCAAGGUUAAAAAAUCCAAGGUUUUUAUUCAACUCUGCGUUUUUCCCUAAAUAGCAAUUUAAAUAUUUGCUGGGCUGUGAAAACCAUCCCUAUAUCAGGCAUGUAAAAUUCAAGAGGCAGAUUCAACACCCCAUAAUCAAGGUCCUCAAUUGGGAAUUGAACAAUGCAAAGCCUGUUCUCUGUCAUAAAUGUGUAAUGUUCCUGAAAGCACCACAACUAAUAGAGAAGAUCAGAUCUCCACUUUAUUAAAUAAACAUAAGUGUUUUAAGGACUUUUAAUGUCAGGCUUUGGUAAAAUUCUCCAGUUACUUUUAUUAUUUUCUCUGAUACCUAGCUUUUUUUGCCUAUAUUAAUUGUUCUUAUGAUGAAAGAAAAACCAUAACCCUAAGUUAUGGACCAUAGGUUUUGUUAGGGGCAUAAAGAUAAUUUUCAGGUUUAAUUACAAAACUGUUCAUAAGGUAAGGCUUCAAAGUUGAAAUUAGCCUAAGUAUUAGCACUAAAGAUCUUUGUUUUCACAGCAGGGGUUAGUGUACAAUGAUAACCCAUAGUAAUAUGCCAAUACUUUCUUUUCCUUUUUUUUUCCUUUUUUUCCUUGUUGUAGCUUCAGUGGUAGCUCAGCCAUUAAGAUAGUUUACAUUCAUUUUCCCAUUUAUUUAUAAUCAAACUUUCUUUUAGUCCUAGUGCCCAAAUCAAUGAGUAUGAACACUAAUGCUGCUUCUUUAUAAUAAUACCUAAGAACAUUGAUGGUUUUCAUUUCUCAGCCAGUGUUCUUGUGCCCAGCUGCUGACAACAGAAGUCCCAACUCUUGCAGAGAUUAGUGGGAAUUAAAGGCAUCUUACAGAUAACAAGGAGUUAAGCUCCUAUAAGGACAUUAGGUUUACUAAAUUAUGCCCCCUAAAACCUUUUUGAGUAAAAGAAAAUUUGCCCACUACAAACUAUUUGAUGUUCAAACUCCAGUGGAGGUGAGAAGGUGAGCAAUUUAGCUACUUAAAGAAAGAAAAAAUUUGUUCAUUUAGAUCCUCUAGGUAAUUUUGGUCGAGGUAAGACUUUUAGCAUAAAUUAAAUGGAUUGUGGCCAGCAUUUCAUUUGAAAGAAUACUAUACGUGACAAAAUCUAUUAGGGCCAGGGAAUGUUUCUCAAACUCAGAUGCUAAGAAUCAACCUACAAGACUAUACACACUAGGUUUCACAAUGACCUCAUGUAUGGGAAGCUUUUUCCCCCUUUCUUUCUUCCUCCAAAACACUCUCUUGUUAAGGUUUUUCUUGAAAGUUUAUUUGGCCAUUCACAUGGUCUUAUGAUGGACAAACCUUGCCUUUUAUUGAUAUAGUAAUGCACCUUUCUCUAAAGAUAGGCCAUUAUUUACUCCACAGUCAGUGGGCUUCGAAGAGGUCUCUCUCUUUCCCAUCAUCUUCUGCCAAGGUUUAGGCAGGGUAGCUUCUCACUAUGAUUCAAAGUCAGGAAAGAAUCGACCAUUUCUUUGAUGCAUAGAGUGUAUCAGAGUUUGGCACUGAUAGAAAUCAGGUCAUAAAAGAUAGUAUCAAGAAAUUAUAGGGAAGUACUGGAAGAGUAAAGCUCAGGAGAGCUAUAAUGCAAAGCUGACUUAAACCAUCUUCAAAGGGCCAAAUAAAUGAGAGUUUUAAGUAGGGGGGCUUGGAGAAAUAAAUCCUAUUCCUAUCUCAGCACCUUUAUUCCACUAGUUUAUAGACUCUAAUAAUACCCCUAUCCAUAGAUCAUUGAGUAUUGCCUACCAUACAUAGGCACUCCCCCUCAUUGAUUGACUAUUGAUUGACAGAGAGAUUAACCUAAUAAUUAGUAUAUCUUGAUCUGGCUCUGUUGCUUGUUUUCCUUGAGGCCCUGUCAAAUAACCUCUGUGGGAUCUCAUUCCCCAAUUUUUUGGUACCCAUAUUCCACAUUUGCAAAAUUAAGAUACUCAUUAUUAGGAUCCUAAAACUGCUAAAGGUGCUAUGUAACUCCCUAGUGCUCUUAUAUAAGUCUUUCAUUGAAGGACUGGGAUGAAAACUUGAACCAUAACUAACCUAACCAGUGUGCUCCAUUCUUUCUUCCAUGCUCUCAUUGCUGACUUGUUCUUGCAGAGUUUAGAAUACUUUAUUAAAGUUCUUCAAUUCAUUCUAACAAUGUCCUUGGAAUAGAAAUUGUACCCAUGGCACAUCUAGGAAAAUUAAGGCCAAAAAAAAAUGAAGUGGCCUCCAAAAGCACAUAGCUGUCUGGGACAGAACUCAGUUAUCAUGUCCAGUGAAUGUUAGACUGACUUGGCUUCCCAGUACUGGAAUUACCAUGGAACAGCUUAGAACACUGAGAUAAAUUAGGGCAGGAUCACAUUUCAGAAAAUUUCCACUUUGUCCAACAUCUAAAAGUAUGCAAUUAACUCUUAUUUUCUAUGUGAUAUAAAUGUUAUAUAUGUCUCUUUCCCACAUUGGUCCCAUGUAACUCACAUAUUUCACACUAUGUGACAUCAGCCAGUGCCAUUAUCUCCUCUGGCACCCAUAGAGCCCAAUCUCAGGGCUGUCUUUGCCAGAGAAAAGAAUGUGCUUCCCCAUGUUUAUGCCAAAUUGCACAAAGUGUAGACAUUGAGGUUAAUGGAGAUUUAAGCACAAUCCCAAGCAGGUAUGUUUUAAGAAUAUUGAAUGUACAUUAUUGUGACAUGCACCUGAAAUGUAACAUGGCCUAAAUUCAUAGGAAUGUAACAGUCAUGCAAAGCUUAUCCCUUUUACCUCUCAUCACACAUAUAUAUCUACUACAUACAUGUGUGCACACAUAUACGCACACUACAUGCUUCCCUCAAAGUAGGCUGCUUGGUCAUCAGGUGCAAAUACUUUAAAGGAAUGAUUCUUUGUCCUCUCCUUUUAGAAAAAAGUCCAACAGCCACUUCAAGUGAAGAACACCCCAUUUAUACAUUCUAAAACUUCUACUUCCAGAGUAGCUAUGAUAUUCAGUUGGUGCAAAAGACAAGAUUGUUAAACCCUUUCACAAGUCCUACGUUCUUAGAAAAUUUAUGAGUUCCAUGUAAUCAGUAGGAAAUGGUUUAUGAGGCAUGGUACAUCUGCAUUUCUUUAACCUUUGCUGUAAUGUACCAUAUUAAGUUGUAGUCUUUUGCAUGCAGGUGUUAUGUAAUAUAAUAAUGAAUGGGUGACUCCUAAGAGCAUGCAACCAACAACUAUUUGCUUCCCCAAAAGGGCUAGGACUGUGUCCUGCAGUGUUUAAAACUAUUACAUUUGUUCUUUGUAGCAGAGUGGUAUGUGGCCAUCAGCAGAAUGAGUUAAGAUGGACAAUGAGUGCAAUAUAUCAGGAAACAGAUUUUUUGUAGGGAAUGACAGUAAAGGCAAAAACAAAAACAAAAAA
This is a messenger RNA of Lynx canadensis (Canada lynx), 4927 nucleotides long. It is a transcript of the gene ZDHHC15, whose product is annotated as zinc finger DHHC-type palmitoyltransferase 15. Gene Ontology annotation, biological process: peptidyl-L-cysteine S-palmitoylation; protein targeting to membrane; synaptic vesicle maturation. Lineage: Eukaryota; Metazoa; Chordata; Mammalia; Carnivora; Felidae. Gene Ontology annotation, cellular component: endoplasmic reticulum; Golgi apparatus. The transcript is spliced from 12 exons. The record is from RefSeq and is a predicted model, not a curated record. Gene Ontology annotation, molecular function: protein-cysteine S-palmitoyltransferase activity. Bases 43 to 1056 code for a protein of 337 amino acids.